AUGGUUAAGGAAGAGCAUGUUAAGCGUAAGGCCAGUGACGAGCCAACGUCACCCGCCGCCGCCAAGAGGGCGAAGCAUGACGACUCGACGGAACCAGAGAAGAAGCUCAUUAUUAAGCCGAUACCUUUCCCAGAGAAGCCCGCUGUCAUCGAAGAACGAAAUGGCGAAAUCGAAUUCCGCGUAGUCAACAACGAUAACGAGCGCGAAUCCCUUAUCAUCCUGACAGGCCUGAAAUGUAUUUUCCAGAAGCAGUUGCCUAAGAUGCCCAAAGACUACAUUGCGCGCCUUGUCUACGAUCGAACCCAUCUCUCUAUUGCCAUCGUGAAAAAGCCUCUAGAAGUUGUUGGCGGAAUCACAUAUAGGCCCUUCAAGGGCCGUCAGUUUGCAGAAAUCGUUUUCUGUGCUAUUAGUAGCGACCAGCAGGUCAAGGGUUACGGCGCUCAUCUAAUGUCACAUCUGAAAGACUACGUUAAGGCGACUAGCGAUGUCAUGCACUUCCUCACCUAUGCGGAUAAUUAUGCCAUAGGCUACUUCAAGAAGCAGGGAUUUACCAAGGAAAUCACACUGCCGAGAUCUGUAUGGAUGGGCUAUAUCAAGGACUAUGAAGGCGGCACGAUAAUGCAGUGUUCUAUGCUCCCGCGCGUCCGAUACCUCGAGAUGGGUCGCAUGCUACUUAAACAGAAAGAAUGCGUUCUGGCUAAGAUCCGUGCCUUCUCCAAGUCGCAUAUAAUCCACCAACCACCUAAGCAGUGGAAGAACGGCGUCACCCCCAUCGACCCCCUCUCGAUCGAGGCAAUCCGAGCUUCAGGAUGGUCUCCUGACAUGGACGAGCUGGCGCGACAGCCACGUCACGGCCCCAACUACAACCAACUCCUCCAUCUGCUCAACGACUUACAGAAUCAUCAGUCGGCGUGGCCGUUCCUAAACCCUGUCAAUAAAGAUGACGUUGCAGACUACUACGACGUGAUCAAAGAGCCGAUGGAUCUUAGCACAAUGGAGACCAAGUUGGAAGCGGACCAAUACAGUACUCCGGAAGAGUUUGUCAAAGAUGCCAAACUAAUCUUCGACAACUGUCGCAAGUACAACAACGAGUCAACACCGUACGCAAAGUCCGCCAACAAGCUUGAGAAGUAUAUGUGGGCCCAGAUAAAAGCCAUCCCUGAGUGGUCACACCUCGAACCAUAG
Daldinia childiae is the source of this 1185-nucleotide messenger RNA. Its product is annotated as Histone acetyltransferase GCN5. The coding region runs from base 1 to 1185 and encodes 394 amino acids. Gene Ontology annotation, biological process: chromatin remodeling; positive regulation of transcription by RNA polymerase II. NCBI's taxonomy places the organism in Eukaryota, Fungi, Ascomycota, Sordariomycetes, Xylariales, Hypoxylaceae. Gene Ontology annotation, molecular function: histone H3 acetyltransferase activity; protein binding. The record is from RefSeq and is a predicted model, not a curated record. The transcript is spliced from 3 exons. Gene Ontology annotation, cellular component: histone acetyltransferase complex.